Parastagonospora nodorum SN15 is the source of this 687-nucleotide messenger RNA. RefSeq lists its product as hypothetical. Bases 1 to 687 code for a protein of 228 amino acids. Lineage: Eukaryota; Fungi; Ascomycota; Dothideomycetes; Pleosporales; Phaeosphaeriaceae. The transcript has a single exon. The record is from RefSeq and is a predicted model, not a curated record.
AUGAAAGGACAAGGCGACAACUUGUCACUGAUCGACUUGAAGACACAGGUCGAACAGUUCCUCAAGUACGAGGAAAAGAAGUACCGCAUACCAAGACGCCUCCGAUCUGAUGACGAUUGGACACUCUUCGCCGUGUUCUUCGGGCUUUGGGAUCUUCUCGAAUACUCAAAGCUCGAAAUGGAGUUCGCUAUGAGAUCUGUCGAUGAUAGCAUAGCAGAGUUAUUCGUUCAGCUUGAUGUUUUGGUAGCGCAAUCGUCAACUGCCGUCCAGAUUGUUAUGCCUCAAAUGAUCGAUGUCACAUUCUUCCCGCGUUUCAAGCCCAGCAAAGAUGGUCUGGAUCUACGAGUAGCGCAAACUCAGCAUCGAAUGUUGUUCCUGCAGACUUACUGGAACGCUGUCUUGUUUCAACGCGCAGUGCAAUGGCAGAAGGGCAGAGUCUUCAUGCCUGACUUGAAUGAUGUGGUGAUAGAGCAUGUCAGAAUGAAACAGCUGUAUUGCGAAGGCAUCCUGGAUGCGUUUGGCUCCAAAGAACGCAUGCUGCUGGUCGAAGACGUGGAGCUGCCAUGUGUAAUCAUGUCGUUGGCUGGCAACGCGACGAAUCUGCAUGCAGCCGCUGUAGAGAAAUGUUCCGAUCCAGCUGCGCAUCUAUUUUGGUCAGUCAUCCAACCAAACAAACGCAUUGUCUGA